AUGAGUGAGGAGGUUUUGCUUGGCUAUACGGCCGCCACUUUGGCUGUCUUCUUCUUCGGCACCUGCUACGUGCCUGCUAAGGCGUACGCGACCUACGAUGGCAUUAUUUUUCAGUGGUUUAUGUGCUCCGGGAUCUUAAUGGUAGGUAUUGCCUGGGGAUUACUCAGCAACAACUGGUCGCAGUUUUCCCAUUCGGGCAUGUUCACGUUUCCCGAAGGGUUAUUGGGUGGUGCCUUAUUUGCCAUUGCCAAUUUAUUGAUCCCAACAGUGGUCAAUACACUCGGACUUGGCGUAGGUUUCAUGCUUUGGAACGCCACUAAUAUCACUUUAGGCUAUUGCGUUUCACGUCUGGGACUUUUUGGUGUAUCACCCACGAUUCCAACUAUGCCAUGGAUUAGUCUACUUGGAAUUUUCUUUAUGUUGGCUUCGAUAGCGGUUUAUGGUACCAUCAAACCAACUUUAAAGGCCCCAAAAGCCGGUAAGACGGCCAGAAAUCCAACAAAUGUGCGUGAAAAUAACAGCAGAGAGAGUAGUAAUGCUAGUCUCGCAAGUGAAGAUUCCCCGUUAUUACCACAAUUCGCUGAGCUCAAAAGUAUUGCAUCCAUACGCCGUGAGUCACUGCCACAAUCGCUUGUGCACCCAGAAUUACCCAAUUUUGGACCUUAUAUGAUGCCAAACGAAUUGGGUGAACACAUCGAGUUGAUCGACGCGCACGCUGAAAAAACCCGAAAAUUUUUUGGGAUGUUUGUAGCGUUGUUGGUUGGCGCAUUUUUAAGCUGUUGCCUCGUGCCAUUUGUCAACUGGAAACAGCGUUGCCACCCAUCGGAUCCCGCACAAAACGACCCGAUCGUGGAAACGUGCAACCCUCUAGAUUUUGUCUUUUCGCAAUGUUUAGGUGUUUACCUUACAAGCACCAUUGUCUUUUUACUGUAUUCGCUGUUCCACCGGUUUGUGCUUAAGCGUUCGAUGCCUCGUAGUGUCAUGCGUCCAGCAUUUUUCCCAUUUGCUCUAUUGGUCCAGCCAUGGUGUCGAUGUUAUGGUCCGCUGGCACUUCGUCACGCAGCAAUACUCGUUGCUGUGUCAAAUUCGGUCGCACGCGCGUACUGUUCUCCUUUUCCGAGAAUGAAUGACUUGCUACUAGAAUUUAAGGUGGUACUUUUGGUAUCCAUCUGCUUGACUACAAUAUCCUUCACAAUGGUGGCGUGCAGUGACCCUGGCGUGGUCUUUCAAGACUUAGAAGUGUGCAAUCAAUUACACGACAUCGAAACGGGCAUUAUCUGCGCGCAAUGUGAAGUUCGUCGACCUUUAAAUGCUUCUCAUUGCUCCGAUUGCGGUGUCUGCAUCAAAGAGCUGGAUCACCAUUGUCCGUGGACGGGUAAGUGCGUUGGUGAGCGAACGAUCAAGUGGUUUUACAUCUUCCUGACUUGCAUCUCGCUGCACUGUAUGCUCAUCGGUGCGAUCGUCCUCGUUACUUUUGUGGCCAAAUAA
Molecule: messenger RNA, 1488 nt
Organism: Plasmopara halstedii
Lineage: Eukaryota; Oomycota; Peronosporomycetes; Peronosporales; Peronosporaceae
Exons: 8
Coding region: 1-1488 (495 amino acids)
Biological process (GO): carbohydrate transmembrane transport
Cellular component (GO): membrane
Molecular function (GO): palmitoyltransferase activity; carbohydrate transmembrane transporter activity
Source: RefSeq, a predicted model, not a curated record